AUGAAUGACUAUUCACUAUUCACCAAAUCUACCUCUACUUCUCUGACAGUCCUAGCAGUGUAUGUUGAUGAUAUUUUACUAGAUGGGGAUGAUGUUGUUGAAUUAGACAGUGUGAUGCUAUUCUUUGAUCAACAAUUCAAGAUUAAGGAUUUGGGGACAAUCCAUUAUUUUCUUGGUUUGGAGGUCACCAAAUGUCCUCAUGGCUACAUCAUCAGUCAACAAAAAUUCACAAAUGACUUGCUGGCAGAGUUCCAUUGCAAAAAUAUUUCCCCUAUUGUGACUCCUCUUGAUGCUUCUGUCAAGUUGUAUGUUGACAUGGGUGCCCCUUUGACUGAUCCCAGCAUAUAUAGGAGAAUUAUUGGCAAACUCAACUUUCUCAAACAUACAAGGCCUGAUUUAUCUUUUUGUGUUCAACAUCUAAGUCAAUUUCUUCAGGCUCCUCAAGUUCCCCAUAUGUUUGCUGCCCUUCAUGUGUUAAGCAAGAAGCACCCCACAGUUUCAUUGUCUUCUACUAAAGUUGAAUCCAGGGCUCUUAGAAAGGUGGUUGCAGAUGUCUCAUGGUUGGUCCGGGUACUGGGUGAUCUUGGUUUACAUGUUUCUGCCCCUGUUCCCAUCUACUGUGACAGUCUUGCUGCUUUACACAUUUUCAAGAAUCCAGUCUUCCAUGAACGGACAAAGCAUAUCGAAAUUGAUUGUCACUAUGUGCGUGAAAGUCUCCAUUUUGGGCUGAUAUCUCUGCAUUUUGCGCCCAGUUCUACCCAGCUUGCUAAUAUUAUGGCAAUGCCUCUUCCUAGGCCCUUCAUCAUUCUUUACUUGGCAAGCUUGGUGUGUUAUCACCCCCAAGCUUGA
Molecule: messenger RNA, 849 nt
Organism: Nicotiana attenuata
Lineage: Eukaryota; Viridiplantae; Streptophyta; Magnoliopsida; Solanales; Solanaceae
Exons: 2
Coding region: 1-849 (282 amino acids)
Source: RefSeq, a predicted model, not a curated record